AUGGACCCGACCUCCUCGCCAUCGCUGACUUCACUCUCUGAAUGCGAGAGUAUCGCGAUCCCGUCAACAUUCCAAUCCCAGGCCGGAUCAAAAUCCAAAUCCAACCCCGAACCCCAAGCUCCCGCCGCGGACUCCGGAGUGUCUCUGGCCAGCGGCUGCGGCACAGUCACCGUCACUGCCGGCACCACCAGCACCGCGAUGGACGAGAGGAAGCCUGCCGUCCCUGAAGACGCCAGCAAGAAAAGUGGCAAAGAAAGCCGCCGCAACAGCAGAGCACCAGCCACAAAUACAGACACCAGCCGCAUGCUUAGUCAGCAAGAACCGCCCUCGGCAGCGGCAGCAGCCACAGGGCCGAAGCAGAAGCGAGUCCGCAAGCGCAAGGACGACGAGGAGAAAGCGAAGCCGAAGCGCGAGCGAAACUCGACGGGGGAUAAGGCCGUUGCAGGAGCAGCCGGCGGAGCAACAACAGCAGGCAAGGACGGCGGCGAGCCGAAGCCAAGGAGGCAGCGGAACAGCAAUGUCAAGCCGCAGGACGGUGCUGAUGCAUCGCGCAAGAAGGCCAAGUUGGAGCAUACAGCCGAUGAAACCACUCCCUCUGUGACACCGCGCCAGGCAAAGAUCACAGACAUGGUUUCCAUGACUUCGACUGCGACGGCACAUCAGCCACAGCUCUCGCAGCAGCAGCAGCAACAUCAGUUUAGCCAGCACCCUCCGCAGACAUUCUCUGCACAACCAUCUCCAUCACCCGCAUACUCGAUGCAGCGGAGUCUUUCACAGCACUCUCCACAGCCUUCACCACAUCACCCAGCCUCCUAUCCGCAGCGAAACGGCGCCUACGAAGCUGGUGGCACUGCCGGCUCGCCCUAUGCCUACAAUAACAAUAGCAGCGGCACCACUACCAACAACACUCACCAUGCACCUCCUCCUCCACCUCCCCAACAAGCUCAACCUGUUUCCCUCCCACGCUCGAGCGGACAGAACUAUGACCCUAUCCGGUCAGCUAUCGAGAGCAGCUCAUCAGUUUCUACUCCGGCUGUACCCACAGCGAAGCCCGCACCAGCUCCCCAGGGAAGCGCAUCCUUUAGUCCACCACCAAAUACAGUGACUCCUCCACCUCGUCCGGCCACUACUCCAUUCAGAGCUAGCGCUUCCCCAGCUAUUUCCAGCAUUAUCGAUCCUCCAGCUGCCAACUCUACACCUGCUAUCUCCAUUCCGCCUCCUGUCACCACUACAUCCGACAACAAGCCCACCCUUUCACCCACCCAGAACCCUGCUAACGGAGCUACCGAAUCCUUCAAACCAUCAGCACAGCCUCUCGCACACUCCAAAUCACAAGACUCGAACGCAAUGGAUAUUGACUCGAAGCCAGCGAGCUCAAAGCCUGGCCCCAAAAAGAAUACUGCAUCAUCUACAGGAAACCCUUCCUCGGGUGCCUUAUCCCCCAAGCCCGCUUCGUCUCGCAACAAGGAACCUCCACGACCUCUGCCUUCCACUGGAUCGGCUGCUUUCUAUUGCUCUCUCGCGGCGACACUAGCUCAUCAUCCGACACCAAAUACUUACCAAAUAUCAUUCUAA
Messenger RNA from Trichophyton rubrum CBS 118892, 1575 nucleotides. RefSeq lists its product as uncharacterized. The coding region runs from base 1 to 1575 and encodes 524 amino acids. Lineage: Eukaryota; Fungi; Ascomycota; Eurotiomycetes; Onygenales; Arthrodermataceae. The record is from RefSeq and is a predicted model, not a curated record. The transcript has a single exon.